UGUCGAGUUUUAAUCAGAAGGAAUUACAAUGUUCCUCUCUCUUCAUUGAAAAUUUAAAACGUGUAUUUUAUAUUUCAAUUUUUUUUAUAACACUUUUUGAAACCAUUUGUUAUCAAUACUCGAACUUUUCUUAAAAAAUUUUGUAAUUAACCUGUACAAACUUAUUUUGAAACGAGCAUGAAAUACGUAAAUUCGAGUAAGCGCACUUCCUGUGUAACAUUUAACAAAUGCUCUAUGAUGAAAAACGGAUCUAUCUUCGCCGUUAAUCAUCAUCGAAGUGAAAUCGCUUCCGGAUCAUUCCCCUCGAGGCGAACGUCCCGUCGAACAGACUCGUAGCCACCUUCCGUCUCCACUUUGUUUUCGAUUGAAAACAUCAUGGCGAUUCCCACAUAAAACCCCUCGAUGAGUAUUUAGCCAUCAUACGGCGAGCAGCACCCGCGUUCUCAUUGGAGAUCAUGAAACUCUUGGCGGUGCUAUGCGCGCUGAUGAUACGAUGCGCCGCGUCAAAAUCAUGGAACAACGAUAGUUAUUCGGAGGAGUUCUUCGUGUUUAACUGGUUCGGAUAUUUGAAACGUUUGUCCUUGAUAAUCCUGAUGUUGUCCGGUAUUAUCCUCUACUAUAUUCCGGAAUCACGUCCACAUGCUCGUCGAAUAUGUUAUAUGUUGAUCGAUUUCACGGCAAACGGUUUAAAAUCUGCACUGAGCGCCCGCGAGAGCGAAUAUCUGUACGAGAAGAUUAAAUCCAAGUACGAUCGUAUUCGAUACGAGCAUUCGCUCGCUUCGCAGAAAUGCAUUGCGCCGGAAAUUCAAGAUGAGAAUGAGCAUAUCCAUCGACCCCACAAAAGUAUCUCGAAAAAAUCGAAAGUCUAUUUGGCCGACGAUAUGAUGGGAAAUAAGGAGAGGGUAAGGAAAAAGCACAAGGAUCGUAUCACGUUGUCCAAGUCACGCCACCUUCGCAGCAGUAUGAAAGAUAUAUCUAUGGGCGAUUGCGCGGAAAUCUCCAAACCGAUCUAUUUCUAUCCCGAAAAAUUGGACGAUUUUCAGAAAUACGUGAAAACAAGUUUGUCCGGUUUGAAACGCGAUAAGAAUUUAGAGAAUUACACACUUUUGAUCAGUGGAAAUCCGCAACAAAUGGCGUUAUUCGAUCAGAAGUUCGAUAAGGAAGACAUGGUGAUUGUUCAAGAUCCGUACAUGAAAGUGGAGUACAAGGAAUGCGGCACUUCCACCGACAAACUGUCGGCGAAAGUGGAAGCCUCAAGCUCGGAACAAGAGGGACCAACUCGAGACCUUAACGAGAAUGACAUGGAAACAUAUAUAAAAGAAAUUGAAUUCAACUCGAUUCCGGAAAAUACCGGAUCUAGAUAUUCCAUGAACAAAUUGUUGUAUCAAACGAGUCAAUGCCAAUGCGAACAAGAUUGUUGUAGACCCAAUGAAUAUUCUUUCGGUUCUUUGAAUAAUAAAACAGCUAUGUCAACGCAGUAUUUGUCCGAGGUAAAAGAAAAGAAAAAAGUACGUGGAAAUAAACGAAACAAUUGUUAUUAACAGGUGGCAUUCUCA
Molecule: messenger RNA, 1556 nt
Organism: Apis mellifera (honey bee)
Lineage: Eukaryota; Metazoa; Arthropoda; Insecta; Hymenoptera; Apidae
Exons: 6
Coding region: 456-1541 (361 amino acids)
Source: RefSeq, a predicted model, not a curated record